AUGGUAGACAUUGAUGAGUAUUCAGUUCAUGAUCUCAAUGCAAUCAUGAAAGGUUUCAGAUAUGGGGUUCCUCCUGUUAUAUACUACCAUUUUCUUGUGCCUAAUAGAGACUUCCACUUUGGUCUUUGCCCUUUAGGAAAUGAUGAAGAUAUUGUAAAAUUUUCCCAAUAUAUUAGUGAGCACAAAGUGAUGAAGGUCUACACAGAGCAUGGUGAAACAAGACUACUCACAUAUUUCUUGAAUCCUAAACCUGUUACCAAGGUUACCCUUGUACAGUUAGAUGAAGCACAUGAGGAUGUGCAACAUAAUGAUGAAGCUCCUGAUGACUAA
This is a messenger RNA of Lactuca saligna, 330 nucleotides long. Lineage: Eukaryota; Viridiplantae; Streptophyta; Magnoliopsida; Asterales; Asteraceae. The record is from the annotation of a GenBank genome assembly.